Molecule: messenger RNA, 3484 nt
Organism: Branchiostoma floridae (Florida lancelet)
Lineage: Eukaryota; Metazoa; Chordata; Leptocardii; Amphioxiformes; Branchiostomatidae
Product: vesicular glutamate transporter 1-like
Exons: 16
Coding region: 708-2528 (606 amino acids)
Biological process (GO): transmembrane transport; regulation of synapse structure or activity; monoatomic anion transport
Cellular component (GO): synaptic vesicle membrane; excitatory synapse
Molecular function (GO): neurotransmitter transmembrane transporter activity; L-glutamate transmembrane transporter activity
Source: RefSeq, a predicted model, not a curated record
CAUGCCUCAAUGAUCUUCGAAAAUUGCUUCCAGCUACUGGCUAACAAGUUUCUUACCCCCACAUCCCCUGUAAUGACUCAUGUCACCUGAAUUAUCCCUUGCUGUAGAAAUGGGGAGGGGGGCAAAGUUGUCGAACCACUUUUGACGGACCCCAUGAUUUCGCGCCAUGCAAAUCUUUCCCAGGUGAAAACAUUCAGAAAUUCUUUUAAUCAGGUCAGACCUUGGGUGUUAUUUCAUACCAUGAUGACGGUGUACAAUCUCGGACACUGUCCGGUGACAUUUUGUUGGUAACCAUCGUGGCGGAACCCAGCAGGAAUGGUGGAGACUUCGUGCGGAAUGUAGCCCGGAACAUCACCAAAGCGAUUGUCGGGAACACCCAGGAAGAACGUAGAGGAGGUGAUCUGGCGACGGCCAGCGCCGCUCAAACCCUACUGCACCGUGUGGAGGUUCAAACCCGUAUCCUGAGAGCAACCGUGGGACAACAUCUACCGAGAAAGAUUGGACAUGAGAGAUAGGGAAUGGAGUGAUUCAUCAUAAAAGAAGGGCACUGACAGCAGGUCGAAUUUCUUGAUUUUAUAUCGUCGUUUGAUGGAGGUACACCGUGCGUUGUGUGUCAAGAAAAUUAGACAAAACGCUGGCACUGCUGGGUGGAAGUAGACUGCAUCCCAGUUGAAACAAAUUGGCAGCUGUAACAGCACACAUACAUAAUGGCCCCAAAUCGUAUUAGUUUGGACCCAAAGGACAACGAGAAAGAUUCCUCGUUCCUUCCUGCGUCAUGGACGAACAAACUGUGGUCAAGCAGUGAAACUGAUGGCUCAACAAAUUUCUGCCCCUGUCCGAAAGUAAAAGUCCUGUGGGAUCGACUUGGUGAGGCGGCAACAUGUAAAAGCGGGUUCAUGCCGAAGAGAUAUAUUGUGGCAGUGUUGGCGUGCAUCGGCUUCAUGAUCCAAUAUGGUAUCCGCACGAACCUGGGGAUCGCCGUGGUGGAUAUGGUCAACAACCACACGCUGGGCGACUUAGAAGUGCCAGCACCAUUUCACUGGUCACAGCUGACAGUCGGUAUCAUCCACGGAUCAUUUUUCUGGGGAUUCCUACUGACAAAAGUACUGGGAGGAUACCUGGCGGUUCGCUUUCCUGCUAAUAGAGUGUUCGGGGCAUCAGUGCUGUGCUCAGCCUGCCUGCACAUGGUGGUUCCUGUGGCGGCUGACUUACACUACGGUGUCCUCAUCUUUGUUAGAAUCCUACAGGGUCUGUCUGAAGGCAUGACGUUCCCAUCGUCAUAUGGCGUUCUGAGUAAGUGGGCGCCGCCUCUUGAAAGAAGCAGACUUACGUCCAUCAUGGUCACAGGCCAAUAUGCAGGGAUCCUGUUCGGUAUGCCCCUGUCGGGAGUGGUGACUGAGUACGCCGGCUGGCCGUAUGCGUUCUACAUGUACGGAGCGUUUGGCAUCACAUGGUCCGUGAUCUGGGCCCUGUGCGUGUGGGAGUCGCCCUCCAAAGACCCCACCGUCAGCGAAGAGGAGUGCCUCUUCAUCGAGAAGAGCCUGGGAGAGUUUUAUCAGAGUAGCAAUCAACAGUCAACUGCCCAGGAGACGCCGUGGAGGGACAUUUUGACGUCACCUCCCGUGUACGCCAUCUUGAUUACGGACACCGCCUUCAAGUGGACCCUGUAUCUCCUACUCACCAACUCACCCUCGUACUACAUGCAGGCAUUCGACAUGCAGGUGGAGGCUUCCGGUUUGAUCACAGGCAUGCCGUUCCUGUUCCUGGCCCUGUGCCUGCCCAUCGCCGGCAGCGUUGGAGACUGGAUGCGCACGAAGGAAGUCAUGUCAACCACGAAUGUCCGACGACUCUUCAAUACCGUGGGUCUGUCCCUGCAGGCGUUGUGUUUCCUCAUCAUCGGCUGUACCAACAGUUCCGUGGCCUCCAUGACUCUUCUGUCCAUCGGCAUGGCUUCUGCUGGUCUCACCUUGUCUUCAGGGUACAACGUGAACGCCCUGGACAUCUCUCCCCGGUACGCCAGCAUCAUCAUGGGCCUGUCCGGCGCCAUCGCCACCCUGUCAGGCAUCCUCUGCCCGAUAGUCGUGGGGACUAUCACAGUAGACAAGACUGCCAAACAGUGGGGCUAUGUGUUCAUCAUCUCUGCGGUCAUACUGAUCAUCAGCGUCGUGUUCUACUUCUUCCUCGCCUCUGGAGAAACCCAGCCGUGGUCCAAUCCCAAGCCGCGCAGCGACGGCGCCGACGACGACGACGAGGAGGACGUCUUCGUGAAGAAGUCGAAACUUCCCGAAUGGGCAAAGAAGCCGAAAAUGCCCGACUGGUUCCGAACGGCGGGUGACGGCAAGCCGAGUUCUCCCGAGCCUCAGGACGAAGCCGCAGGGAAGGAUGCGGGUAGAAAAGCGACGGACAAACUCAUGGCACGGUCUGUCGUUGACGAUGGUUCUCCGAUAGACUGGGUGGAUGAAUCGGUGAAUUUUGUACAAAUAGACCCCGAGAAUCCUUAUAUGUACAAUACAGAAAGGGACUUUUAAGUGUUGAACCAGUAGCAUAUUUAUAAUAAAGUUCGUACAUUUUUGUUUUACAUUUAGAAUUAGGAAACAUUAUUGUACAUGAACCAUAGAGCUAUGAUAAAGAUAAAAACUUCCUUGUAGCUAGGGAAAUGUUCUUGUAGAUGUUAAGUGGGUAUAAUCGUAGAGCAGUUAAAAGAUUUAAGAAAAUAUCAUUCUUAGACGCACCUGUAGCCAAAAGCAGUAGACUAAUUCACUCAUUGAGGUCACUCAUUGAAACUAUUUUUGCAGUGCCAUGGAAUACACACUAAACUAGGAAGUCAUCACAUGGUUAUCCGUGAUGAUGUCUGCAAGAUGGAUUGAAAUUAUGAUGUAUCCGAUAGUUACAAUAUAUGGAAGAGUUUGAGAAGCACUCAAGAGUGUAGGGUUCCAGAAACCGAACAAUGACGGAGUAUUCCCAUUAACAACGGUGACUAAAGGCAAACUACUCUUUUGUAGAUGUUGUGUGAAGUGGUUGUAAGUAAAGUGCCAUAUCAUGUUUUCAGUCUACUAAAUAUGUAUAACGUUGAAAGGUUAUGUUGACUUUGUUGACUUUUCUAUACUAUGUGUGCUUUAAAAGUUGACUCAUUGACGGCGUUGACAGCAUGUACAGCAUGAGGUAAAAUAUUGCAUCAACCUUUCCGACGUUUCGAUGUGCUGGCUAUCUUCGUCUUUCUUACAUCGUGCUUAUUGUUCGUGUUUGUUAGUAGCAAAUAUCCAUAGAGUCUGUAGGCAUGUAUCUUUAGGUACUGUUUUUUGAUCGCCGGUCUCAAAGUUAUGUACUUAAAAUUGUAUGAACCACAAUCUUGAAUACAUUGUAUUAAGCUAUAUACAGAAAUUCCUCAUGCUUUUUUAGGGAAACAUCUGACGGCAAAAUACUGUAACAUUAGAUAAGAUAUAUAACUAGUCCAUUGUACAUAGAUUAAAAAAGACAAAUUACA